UCUGAAAGCUCCGGUCUUGUUCUGCAUGUGACCAGGCGCUUAUGGUAUUUAAAACAGCACCGUGGACAGACUGAAGUGGCUUCCGUUCAGAUGAAGAAGAAACAGCCCCACGAUACUUAGACAACCAACCAACCGUCCAUCUCGUCACAGUUUUGAUUUGGUUCGUCCAGCGGGAACGGGUCUGUCUCUCACGCUGAGCUGAGCUGACAUUUAACAGCGUUUCUUUUAUAUAAUCAUCACCAUCCAGAUGUGCAUCUAAGAAGACGGCGAGGGCAUUAAUGGACUUUCCGUUAUAUUUUUUGUUCGCGAGCCGACGCUGCCUGGAGUUGUUCGGUCUGGAUACUGUGGAGUUGACAUUUAAUAGGAAACACCUGUAGCUGAAUCCGCUACACAGUCUCUAAUAUAUUGGACUAUUAUUACCCACAAACCAACAGAAAUGUUUUGAUACACUAUCUAUUUUCUGCAGGCAGGGAGGGCUGGUCUCUCUGACGCCGUCGGCCAUCUAAUCUCCAAUGCAAAAGAGCGAAGGUAAAGCCAUUUACUGGUCCAUUAAUAUCUAAGCUUCUCUCUCGGCUCUCUGUGCUGCUCGCAGACAGGGACAUGGAUAGAGAGGAAUUCGCUGUGACAAGAGCUUUGACUGGAUUCGUGUGGAUGGUGUUCUCUUGUCCAAACUAAAAACUCAAAUAAAAAAAGACAGUGGAAUCGAGCUCAACGACCGACCACGGUGCGUCUGGCGGUUCGCGAUCAUCAUCCUUUUCUGUUGUUGUUGCGCACCGCUUUUAAAAAAAUUAAUUGAAUGCAUUUUUAAUGUAGCCGGGGGAGAUCAGAGGUGGGCUUAUAUUUGAAUUAAAAAAAUAAUCAUGGGGGGCACAGAUGAGUGUAAAACCAUGCUGGAUGCUCUGAACAAAGUCACAGCGUGCUACAGGCACCUGGUCAUCGCGCUGGGCAGCACAUCGGACUCUCAGAACCUGCGCGAGGAACUCAAGAAGACCCGGAAGAAAGCCCAGGAGCUCGCGGUGGCCAACCGGAAUAAACUAACCGAGUUGCUCAAAGACAAGACCACCAGCAAGGACGACCGGGCUGAGUAUGAGAGGCUAUGGGUGCUGUUCACCAGCAGCAUGGAGCUACUGGAAGUGGACAUGAAGCGGAGCUUGGAGAUAGGGCAGGAGUUCCCCCUCAAGGUGCCCACCAGACACCUCAUCCAGACGGGCAUGACCGGCAGCACCACCACAGUGGCCGCCAGGGCCAUGUCUGUGCAGAACAUGAAGUACGACGCGGACAGCAACAUCGACACUGCCGACCUGAAGGAGCUCCAGGCUGAGAUCGCCCAGGUGGGCCAGAUGAUGGAGGAGAUGGAGAUGAAGGUGCAGGUGGCUCCGUGGGCCGUGGAGGCCAAGCAGGAGGCCGGCGCCGAGCUCAAAUCCACCCUGAGCGUCGGGAACUCCUCCGUGGGCGUCAUUUCCAUCUGUGAAGAGGAGCCCAAGGACGAGAUAGAUGAAGGGGGUGACAAUAACGGAAUGAUCACAUGCAUCGCUGGAUUCAUAUUCGUUGCUAUUGUAGUAAUCGCCGGGAUUCUAGGAUACUUCGUAAUCGGUGGAUAGGAUACGUAGUUCUGGACGUUUUGAGCCAGCCUGGGAAUACUUCACAGAUGAACAGCGGGCGCAGCUCAGAGACAGAUACAGCCCGGGAUGGACACUAGGCAGGUUAUAUGCCCGGAGAAACGGCUCUGUUGUUGAGGAGAGAGAGACUAGCGCGAGGAGCUGUCCAGGUGAUGAACACUGUUGCGUCUGCAUCCCAAAUGGCACCGAUUCCCCAUAUAGUCCUCUACUUUAGACCAGAGUCACUACAAGGCUUUAUUCCACAUAUAGUCCUCUACUUUAGACCAGAGUCACUACAAGGCUUUAUUCCACAUAUAGUCCUCUACUUUAGACCAGAGUCACUACAAGGCUUUAUUCCACAUAUAGUCCUCUACUUUAGACCAGAGUCACUACAAGGCUUUAUUCCACAUAUAGUCCUCUACUUUAGACCAGAGUCACUACAAGGCUUUAUUCCACAUAUAGUCCUCUACUUUAGACCAGAGUCACUACAAGGCUUUAUUCCACAUAUAGUCCUCUACUUUAGACCAGAGUCACUACAAGGCUUUAUUCCACAUAUAGUCCUCUACUUUAGACCAGAGUCACUACAAGGCUUUAUUCCACAUAUAGUCCUCUACUUUAGACCAGAGUCACUACAAGGCUUUAUUCCACAUAUAGUCCUCUACUUCAGACCAGAGCCACUACAAGGCUUUAUUCCACAUAUAGUCCUCUACUUUAGACCAGAGCCACCGCAACAUUUUAUCUCAGCCUCACAAUAAUAAUAAUAACAAUAAUAAUUUAUUCAGCUUCUAUAGUGUUUUUCAUUAUACAACAUUAUCUCAAAGUGCUUGAAA
Molecule: messenger RNA, 2428 nt
Organism: Oncorhynchus keta (chum salmon)
Lineage: Eukaryota; Metazoa; Chordata; Actinopteri; Salmoniformes; Salmonidae
Product: regulator of G-protein signaling 9-binding protein
Exons: 1
Coding region: 861-1601 (246 amino acids)
Biological process (GO): G protein-coupled receptor signaling pathway; detection of light stimulus involved in visual perception
Cellular component (GO): photoreceptor outer segment; neuron projection
Source: RefSeq, a predicted model, not a curated record